Hydractinia symbiolongicarpus is the source of this 1774-nucleotide messenger RNA. RefSeq names its product tRNA methyltransferase 10 homolog A-like. The record is from RefSeq and is a predicted model, not a curated record. NCBI's taxonomy places the organism in Eukaryota, Metazoa, Cnidaria, Hydrozoa, Anthoathecata, Hydractiniidae. The transcript has 2 exons. Gene Ontology annotation, cellular component: nucleus; nucleoplasm. Bases 222 to 1175 code for a protein of 317 amino acids. Gene Ontology annotation, molecular function: tRNA binding. Gene Ontology annotation, biological process: tRNA N1-guanine methylation.
GUGAUCAUAAUUUGUAAAUGUUUCAUAAAAAUUAAAAUUAUUUGUUUAAAACGUUCAAUUUCCUAAUUUUCUUUAUCCGCGCCGUGCGCUACGAAGACCCCCACACACGGACAACAGAUGGUAGAUUAGACCCGUCUGUCAUAUGACACAACAAGAGCAGCCAGACACUAGAGAGGGUAAACGAAACUGGUGAUCAGUGAUCACAAGUUGUAGUCUGGGAAAUGGCCGUAAAUAAGCAAGGAGAAUGCUCCUCUCUGAUCAAGCAAAUAAGUGAUGAAGAAGCACACCAAGAAACACAAAGUGACAGACGUCACAGUUGCUGGAAAGAUCAAAUUGAUGAAAAGUGGUUGACGGACGAAAAAGUAUCUUCUUUAUCUAAAAACCAGCAAAAAAAGUUGCUAAAAAAGAAACUAUUUCAAAAAACACGCUUACAAAAACGAAAACAAGAACGAAAGCGUAAGAAGGAGAAACGUGCAGAAUUAAGAGAGGCUGGCUUACCUCUGCCAAAACGAAUGAAAAGAAAAGAUAUGAUAGGUGUUAAAUUCAGUGAAAUUACAGUAGGUAUUGAUCUUGAUUAUUAUGACUUAAUGAAUGAGAAUGAUUUAAGAAUGGUUGUUAAGCAAGUUAAAAACUGUUAUGCCGACAACAGGAGAGUAAAAAACCCAAUCCAGCUACAUCUUACAAGUUUCUGUGGAUCCUUUAAGGAUUUAUUUAUAUCUCUACAGCCUGGUUCUGCUAAUUGGGAUUUAUCGAAGAGUGAAAAGAGUUACAGAGAAGUAUUUACAGGAAAAAAUAUUGUUUAUUUAACUGCUGAUUCAGAUAAUGUUUUGGAAACUUUAGAUGAAAAUUCUGUGUACAUAAUAGGUGGUCUUGUUGACCACAAUCAACAUAAAGGUCUCUGUUACAAACGUGCAAUUGAGAAUGGGAUUUCGCAUGCACAACUGCCAAUAAGUAAGUAUGUAACAUUAAGCACUCGAAAGGUUUUAACAAUUAACCAUGUUUUUGAGAUCUUGCUACAGUUUAAAGAAAUUGGCAUAUGGAAGGAGGCAUUUUUUAAAGUUAUACCAAGACGUAAAGGCAUUGACGAAAUAGAGAAGGGAGACAAACAAUUUGAAAAUUACAAUAAUACAAAUCAAUUAAUUCCGGAUAACAAAAACCCUGUUGUGCAAGAUUGAUUGGUCACAUUUCUUGCAAGAUUGAUUGGUCACAUUUCUUGACCUUAGCUAGAAAUUGUUAUAUUAAUAUUUAAUACUGCUGUAUAACAUAUAUAAAUUAUUAUUAUUAUGAAGAUCCAAGAGUAAGUUAUGUACACAUUUUCCAAUAAAGCGUUGUGUUUUAAAUUGUUUUGUUCUUUACAAUAAGUUGCAAUCAAUUAGCUGAAAGGGAAUACAAAGUUAUAAAUAAUGUAAAAGCUCAAAAACAUUGCUUAAUAAUCUUUAGAAAAUUUCCAAAAGUUCUUUUCUUUCUUAAAAUGUUUACAUUUUAAGGUCUUGAUAUUUAGCUAUUUUGCAUGCAUUAUAAUGGCCCUGCAGGAAUUGUCACUAUAUAUGUCCUAUUGUGUAAUUUUUGACCCGUAGAGGAAUAUGGAUUCAACAUUAUUAUCACCUAGGCUUCCCGAGUAAGUUGCUCCGGAUUGGGCAUGGAUAUUGCUUCACUAUCAUCAAAACCUUUGUUUUUGAGAUUUUAAAAUAUAGGUCCAUAAUAAGUGUAUACGCCCACCAAAGAAGACACUUUUAUGGGAAGAAAUUAUUACAGUACUUAUUUUUACAAUUUG